Molecule: messenger RNA, 696 nt
Organism: Fonsecaea monophora
Lineage: Eukaryota; Fungi; Ascomycota; Eurotiomycetes; Chaetothyriales; Herpotrichiellaceae
Exons: 2
Coding region: 1-696 (231 amino acids)
Biological process (GO): GPI anchor biosynthetic process
Cellular component (GO): glycosylphosphatidylinositol-N-acetylglucosaminyltransferase (GPI-GnT) complex
Source: RefSeq, a predicted model, not a curated record
AUGUUCACCGGUCCUCGUCAGUAUCUUUCCAUCCACCUCCCAAGCCCGACAACGGUCAGCUUCACCGUGUCGACGAGAGAGCCGGUCCAGCAGCCCGCAUCAUUGAUAAAUCGGCCCUCGUCUUCGCACCUCUUACAUCUCCGACGUGUCCCUGUCUUUUCUCUUCUGAAGCACGCGCUACGGAUCCUGCUCGUCCUGCUCGUCCUGCUGGUCAACCUCACGAAAGCCCGGAUCGAGGCACCACGGCCAUCCUCAGGCCUCGACGCGUAUGCAGACUUGGGACUCAAGCUCAGUCUGGUCGGCGGGACGAUCGGGGCCAUCGCCGACCGCGCAGAGUGGUGGGUCCUGGCGCCGGUGAGCUUGAUCGUCGUGUACGCGUGCUUGAGGCGCGACUAUGUCGAAGAAUCCCUCUUGGUCCUCCAAGGUCUCGGGAUCCAGACAUCCACUUCGUCGCGCUACUUUUUCACCGGCCCAACCACGACAUUCAUCCCGACGACGCAGAUCCAGGACAUCGUCAUCCAUGAAGCCUUCAAGGGGCUCGAAGUCCGUUUUUACUUGGCCGUCAUAGUCGAGGGGGCUACGGAGGUGGUGGUCGUCUUCCCUGUAAGCAGUUCAACCUCUUCUAUUGAUUGGUACCGUGUCAAUGGAAUAAGGACAGAAGCUGAUCGUGUUUUCCAUCCUGCGUUCAAUCUGUAG